GUUGGGAGGUUUCCUACACGCAGCAGGCCAGGGUAGCUUUCAGCGACUCGUGGUUUUGUAAUUGCCCCAAUGGCCUUCUGCCUGGUUGCAACGCUGCCGGCAGAGGCUGACUACACUCGUGAGCCCUGUCCUCGCUCAGCAGAUGGAAGGAGUGAAGUGAGGAAGUUUUAGCAGUAAGGAGGGAAGAAGCAUGAUUAUGUCAGACUAGAGACUUAAAGACAACAAGUUGAAGGCGCAGGACAUGGCACAGUACGGGUGUGAGGACACGGCCAGUCGAGCCGGCAGCAGCCAGUUGUUGGAGUGUAAUUGCGUGAGAGAUGCUGGGGAUGCCGGAGGAGACGCCGGAAAUGCGGGAUCAAUCCUCCGUGUCUGUGACACUAGAGCUGUGAUUGACAACCUUUAUGGAGCAAAGGCACAUAUUUUAUUAUUGAAAAAUAUUACGGCACACCAACAAACAAAAAUGUCAAAAAAAAGUGGAUACAUUAAUUACUGUAUGUACUUUCUACCAUCAAAUAGAAGAGCAUUUAUUUGUUCUGUCUGUCACUAUGCCUCACUGGCAUAAAUACAUUAUUUAACAGAUACAUUAUUAUUUCAAUUACGUAAUAUUUUUAUAAUUUCCCACGGCACACCUGAAGAGCGCUCACGGCACGCUAAUGUGCUCCGGCACACGUAGCUGCGACUGCGCGUCCUCUCCUGUGUAUUCAAAUAAUUCAUUGAGUAAUCAAACAUGAGUCAAAAUUGUUUAGCUGCAGGGUUCAUUUAAAUAUGAUUUGCAUAUUUAAAUGUGGACAGGGAGGGGCUGGCUACUCCAACAUGUGUGAUCAAUUCUACGUUGAUUGGGGUGUACGAAGGAAAUGUGCUUGGAUUCAUGCGCACGCACAGAUUCAUACAUCUUGAUAUUUUUGUGCGUCCGACGUUUUCUGGAUUUGCGCUUACGCCAUGUUUCAGUAGGAAAUCCACGCAAUUCUUUGUACAUGAGGCCCCUGAUGAUGCCGCUGACAUCGUAUUGAAUGAAUGAAAUGGUAUAGUUAACAGGCACCAUCCAUCCAUCCAUUUUCUGUCCCGCUUAUCCUCCCUUGGGUCGCGGGCGUGCUGGAGCCCAUCUCAGCUGUCUUCGGCCGAGAGGCGGUCUACAACCUGAACUGGUCGCCAGCAAGUCACAUAUAAACAAACAACCAUGCACACUCACAUUCAAACCUACGGGCAAUUUAAAGUCUUCAAUCAACCUACCACGCAUGUUUUGGGGACAUGGGAGGAAAUCGCAGUGCCCGGAGAAAACCCACGCAGGCACCGGGAGAACAAGCAAACUCCACACCCCGGUCCUCAGAACUGUGAGGCGGAUGUGCUAACCAGUCGCCCACCGUGUCGCCUCACUAUCCAUACAAUAUUUCCAAAUUUUGGGAAACUGAAAUGUUCAUCUAGCUAGCUAAUUUCCCAAAUUUGUCCCUGGCUAAGAUUUACACAUAAUGACGCAAUACACUGAAAUGAUCAAAUGUCACAGAGCGCAAAUAAAACACUAGAAAAAUAUUGAAAGAAAAAUAUUUAUUAAAUGAACAUUAAUAUUAUGCAUUACGCAAAUAUGCAAUAAUGGAGGUUAAAAACAAACCAAAAAAACUUUCAGAAUAUAAAUCUGAACAGGAGCAAAUUAUGGUUUACUCCAGUCCUGUUAUGUAUAUUGCGAACUGGUUACGUAUUGUCAAAACUGUUUUAUAAACGGUGAAUUUUCCAAGGAUUUUCACACUGAACCAGUUAUGCUGGUUGCUUUGCUGUCCAAUGAAAAAGCAUACUGUAAAUCUUGUGGUAAGGUGAUGUUUUUUUUUUUGUAUUUAUUGUUAAACAUUCACACUUUCAUGGAUCAGGGACUUGUACAAUUACUUUCUUGCAAACCUGAAAAUAGUUGUACGUCUUGUACAUACUGUAAUUAGUAGAAAAAAACUAAUUGCAGUGUUACUUUCUGAAUGAAAAGCUUUCCCUCGAGAAGAGACUUGAAUGAGUGAAUGAGUUUCCUUCCGUCUCAGGCUGUGUUGUAGGUCAGAGUGAUGCACUCUCAGCCGUAGGAGUCCCCCCUCACUGGGCCCCGCCUCCAGCAUGAGGAGUUAUGUAAGUUUUUCAGCUGCCAGUCCUCCUUCCUGCCUCUGCCUCAUGUUGACAUUGUUAUUGAGAGCUGCACACAGAGCGGACCAGCCAGUUGUCAGUGAGUCAGUCAGUCACUGUGGCAGUAGUGCGAUAGAGAGGCUCAGUACAGGACAAGCUGACGGACAGUCAUAGACGACUCCUGUUGGCUUACCUAAGGGUUCUGGCAGUGCGUGUAGGGUAGCAGGUCAAGAGGUUUCAAGCAGGAGUUUGGCACAAAAAAAAAAUUUUUUUUUUAAAAAAAGACAGCAGAGGAGGCAAAAAAAAAAAAAAGUAUACCAAAGCAGCCCUUUUUUUCACUCCAAAGCCAUGCUGCUUCUGGACGAAUCAGAGUCGCUCACAGAUCAGUCCCACAGUGCCUCCUUCAGCUCAGAGAAUGAGGCUCAGGGAGGUGACCCCGCAGCAUGGCAGUGCACCCCUCCACAGUCUACCUCACCUUCAGGGGGGACGCCAGCCAACGCUCCCCACUCGCAGCCUGCUUCGGGACCCCACUCUGUGGUCUCCAGCCAAAACCCCACCCCACCCUCCACCCUGACAGGAAGUAGGAAUAGGAGAUCAAAACCAUCGCACAUGAGACGUAACAUUAGGAAGUUACUGAGGGAGCAUCAGCUGGAAGCAGUCACCAAAACUGCUCAGCAGGAGGAGCUACAGAGAAGGCAACGUCUGGAUGACCAGAGAAAGCAAGAUUUCUCCUUACCACUGCUGCCUGAAUAUGAAACUGGUGAUGUAACAAAGCAUGUGUCAUCAUCAUCAGUGUCGCAGCAGCAGUUGAGACAGGAAGUCAUCUGCCUGGAGUCCAGUAGCACCGGUACUUGCCAGGACGUCAGUACCAGCAUACGUGCCUCCAACACUGAGCGCGCACACAAAGCAGGUGCGGUAAAUCUGAGCCAGGGCGAGUACGACGCUAUCAGCAGGGACUCCGCCCACCAUGAUAUAGUGCGUCAGCAAAGUGGCAUGCACAUCAACGAUGACUUCAAUCGCCCGGAUAACCAAGGACGGGUGCUUGUCAACUUGAACCAUCCGUCAACAGAGAAGGACAUUUUCCUGUCACGUCAGCUGGCGCGAGCUGUAAAACCUCACCAGAUUGGUGGAAUUCGUUUCCUGUACGACAAUUUGGUGGAGUCGGUGGAGCGUUUCGGCAGCAGCAGCGGGUUCGGCUGCAUCCUGGCCCACAGCAUGGGCCUGGGCAAAACACUGCAGGUCAUCUCCUUCAUUGACAUUCUCUUCAGAUACACGAAGGCCCACACCGUGCUCACCAUUGUCCCUGUCAACACAUUGCAGAACUGGCUGGCAGAGUUUAACAUGUGGGUCCCGCACGCUGAGGCCUUGCCCCCGGAUAGCGACCAUGGCGUGGUGAGGCCUCGCACCUUCAAGGUUCACAUCCUCAACGACGAACACAAAAACACAGCAUCCAGGGCCAAGGUGGUGGAGAACUGGGCCCAGGAUGGAGGUGUGCUGCUGAUGGGCUACGAGAUGUACCGCCUGUUAUCGCUCAAGAAGAACUUUGUGUCUGGGCGAAAGAAGAAGAGCAAGAAAACUGCGGGGCCUGCCGUCAUCGACCUGGAUGAGGAGGACCGGCAGCAGAAACUGCUCAAAGCUAUCGAGAAAGCCUUGGCCAGGCCUGGUCCUGACGUGGUGAUUUGUGAUGAGGGCCAUCGCAUUAAAAACUGCCAUGCCAGCACCUCUCAGGCCCUGAAGAAUAUCCGAACCAAGCGCCGCGUGGUUCUGACAGGAUAUCCACUCCAGAACAACCUGAUCGAGUACUGGUGCAUGGUUGACUUUGUUCGACCCGACUUCCUUGGCACACGACAAGAAUUCAGUAACAUGUUCGAGCGUCCAAUUCUGAACGGGCAGUGUGUGGACAGCACACCACAGGACAUCCAGUUGAUGAGGUACAGGAGCCAUGUGCUGCACAGCCUGCUGGAGGGCUUCGUACAGAGACGAGGCCAUGAUGUGCUAAAGGACCAGCUGCCAUCCAAAGAGGAGCAUGUGGUCCUGGUGCGGAUGUCUCCACUGCAAAGGGCGCUCUACACGGAGUUCAUGAACCGCUUCAGAGAGGCGGGAAACACCGGCUGGUUCAGCCUCAACCCACUCAAAGCUUUCUGCGUAUGCUGCAAGAUUUGGAAUCAUCCAGAUGUGCUCUAUGAAGCCUUACAGAAGGAAAACCUGGCAAGUGACCAGGACUUGGACCUUGAUGACGUCACCUCAGCUGCACCGACACAAAGUCCCACUGCAGCCAAUCAGAAGCCAAAGCAGGUGGAAAACCCAAACCUCAUCGGAGGGCUGAGUCUGAACCAGUUGCAGGAAAGGGCCAAUCAGGUCAUCACAUAUGAAUGGGCUAAAGACAUAAUGUGCGAUUACAAGCCCGGCAUUCUGGAGAAUUCUGCAAAAAUGGUCCUGCUGUUCCACCUGAUUGAGGAGAGUGUUGCAAAGGGAGAUAAACUCCUUGUUUUCAGUCAGAGUUUGUCCACUCUUACCGUGAUUGAGGAUUUCCUGGCCAAGAGGCCAGUACCUCGUUCUACCAACACCUCCACCAGAGACCCAGCCAGCCAGAACUGGGUCAGAAAUCUCAACUACUACAGACUGGAUGGAAGUACAACCACCUCAGAGCGAGAGAGAUUAAUUAACCAGUUCAACGAUCCCAGCAACACCUCAGCGUGGGUCUUCCUGCUGUCAACCAGGGCAGGUUGUCUGGGAGUGAACCUGGUCGGAGCGAACCGUGUGGUGGUUUUUGACGCCUCCUGGAACCCGUGCCAUGACGCCCAGGCCGUGUGCCGUGUCUACCGCUAUGGUCAGAGGAAGCCAUGUCACAUCUACAGGUUGGUGUGUGAUUUCACGCUUGAGAAGAAGAUCUACGACCGCCAGAUCUCCAAACAGGGCAUGUCCGACCGAGUGGUGGAUGAUUUGAAUCCUGUGCUGGCCUUCACCAGGAGGGAGGUGGAAUCUCUUCUCCACUUUGCCGAAGAAGAGCCAGAGCUCUGCCAAGUUCAACUGCAGCAUCGGGACAGCAUGGAUUGCGUCCUAGGAAAGGCGUUGUGCCUCUUCCCACACCUCAUUACCAAGCAACCAUUCCCCCAUGAGUCUCUGCUCAUGGACCGCAGAGAGCUGAAGCUGAGCACUGCUGAGAAGAAGGCAGCAAAAAAAGGUUACGAGGAAGAGAAGAGGGUGUCUGUGCCUUACACUCGCCCUUCCUACGCUCACUACUACCCUGCCAGCGACCAGAGCCUCACCAACAUUCCUGCAUUCAGCCAGAGAAACUGGCGACCACCUCACGCUGAGGACAAGCCGGUGGCCAAUGUCCGACCAGUCCACUCUGCUCCAGUUCCCACCCUACCUCGACAGGCGUCUGCAGGUUCGGCUCCAACAUCCAAAGACUCAUCAGCGUCCAGCCUUGGAGGUUUUCCUGUCAACUGCUUGCAAAAAGCUGGAGUGUUUGUGCAGAAGAUCAUUACUACUACAGAUAUGGUGAUUCCAGGCACCAACAGCUCAACAGAUGUCAAGGCCAGAAUCACAGCUGGAGAGAGCAUCCAUGUCAUUAGGGGCACCAAAGGGACCUACAUCAGGACAUCAGAUGGACGAAUCUUUGCUAUCAGAGCAGCUAGCAAGCCUAAGAUGUCAGAUGAGACUACUGCAAGAUCACACAAAGACCCCCAAGGCUCUGAAGUGAAGCAGCCAACUACUGGUAGUAAUGGUUGCCCUUCACCUGACCAACAGCAGCCAGUAACUCCUGACAGUUUGCCCCGCCCCCUUUCACCCGACAGCCCAGAGAUACUGAGUGAGUUGCAGCGUUACGCUGCAGGUACGGGACGCCAGCCAGAGAGGGAGGACGGGAGCAACAUGUACAAACUGCCUUCAGCUAAAAUGGGCCAAAGCAACGACGACGAUGGAAAUGUGAGCCACCAUGAUGCCAACAGGGGUAAUGUCAUCCAGCCCAACAUGGAUGCCACAGCUGCACAAGACUUGAGAAUCAACUCCAAGCGCAAAGCCUCCACCCCAUUGCCAGACGAGCGGUCUCGCAAGCAGCCAGCUGUUGGCAAACACUCCACAGCCUCUUUAGCCUCCCAGGGUUUUCCCUACACGGGUGCCUAUGGCUUCCCUCUGGGCUUCAACCCCGCCAUGCUGGGUGGCUCACUGGGAAACCCACUCUAUAUGGGGGCUGGCUCGCCUUUCUUCCACCCUUCUCAUAGUGCACUUGGCAACCCUAGUUUCAUGCCAGAGUUGUUUGGUUUGGGCGCAGUCCCCACCUCAUCCUCCACCUCGGCACUGUCCACUUCUACCGCCACUGAUGUCUCGACUUCCUCAUCCCUGCCAUCCUCUGCGUCAAAAGCUUCCACUUUGGCUCCAGGCACCCUACCGUCAUUCAUGCUGAGCCCCAACCUCGCAGGCAUGGCCGGGAUCCUGCCACCAAGCUUUGCCCUAUCCUAUAGUCAAUCUCUGCCCAGCUUUUACCGGGGGUCAAUGCUCCCUGGUGGGCUUCCCGGUCCAGCGGCAACUCCUGGUCCAGCUGGAUCAAGCUUUCUCUCCCAAUGCACUAUAACUGCUGGCUCCAGCUCCUCAUCCUCAUCGUCCCCUUCAUCAUUUUCCCCGUCGGCACACUCUGAGGACCAAAGGGCCAGAGCUAUUGUCAAUGGCAGGAAUGUCAGUAGCCCCGGCAACUCGGAUGACAAUGAGGAAGUCAUUGAGGUGAAUGGCCAAUGAAAAAAGUGAUGCUCGGUUUGAUUUGUCUGUAAUAGGAUCUCCAUCCUAUUUGGUGCAGGCUUUAAAAAGAUCCUCUGAGGGACAACAGACAUGGCGUUACAUGAAUCACAACGUGUGCUCUGAUUGUGUCGACUCCACACAGUGUUAUCUCUUGAUUCUGAAUUUGUGAACUUAUUUCAAAUCUCUUUUGGGACAAGAAAAUGUAAAUCCUAAACCUUUGGGCGUCUGCCUUUGAUAUGUAAUCAUCACUGGACAAAAAAAAGCCUGCAGUGAUUGAAAUGGCUUGUUGUUCUACCGACUAGUGAAAACAAAACAACAGCAGAUUUACCAGGGGACAUUUUUUUUAUUUUAGUUUAGCUGUAGCAACGGUUAUGUCUGUAUCAGUCUGUAGGGAUGGGCCUAAUAGUGUAGUUGAGAAUUAGAUGAAUUGUGUGUAAAUUGUCGUUGCUUAAUAAUUUCUUGAAGCUGUGAAGGCUAAAAGCAGUGAACUACUUGACUGCAGCCAGCAGAGGCACUGUUGGUUUAGUCUCAACCAGUUUACUGUCAAAACAAGGGGAGCUUGACAUCAGCUAAUGUCUACAUCCACACAAAUGGUUCAUCUCUUGUGUAGCAGUAUUCUGCUCAAUAAGAUGCUGGAUGGAAUUCAGGACAAUUCGAGAGAUACUCUCAUCCCGUUACAAAUCUGCCCAUUCCUAAUCGUUUGUCACAUCCAGUCUUGCUACUGAAUAUUCAACACAUUUUAAGGAAUGUAGAACUAUAAACAUUUUCAACUUCUCUGCCAGGUGAGUGGUAUUGUAUGUUUUUGUAUUUGGAAGUAAAUAUGAAGAAGACAGGAUGAUGAGGUAAAACUUCUAAAACCUUAAAACAACAGAAUGUAUGCUUAAUCAAAUGCCUUUGAACUAGGCCUUUAUUAAAGACUCCUCCUGAGACGUGACAUGGGAAUGUCAGUUUUUCUGUAUUUUUUGUAUUAUUUUACCUUUGCCUAAAAACAGCCAGGGGAAAAUGAGGAAAAACUGUCUCCCCUCGUAGCGGAGAAACAACCACCAACGGAAAAUGCCUUUUGCCGCUUAUCUUUCUGAAUGUGAACUGUGAACAAGGAGAUGCAAAGAGAGGAGUUGAAAUCUCACCCACAGUCUUACUGUAGCCUAGUGACAAAUAAUGCAAAGCACUCACUCAAGCCUAUAUACUGUAUAAGUACAUGCCAACAGGAGUCAAACUGACCACACCUGAAUUUUGGUUUUAGUGUUGUCUGUGUUUGUGUUUGCGUCUGUGUGUUGCAGUUUGAAAUGUGAAAGAAAGCAACAGGGUUUCGUGAUAUUACACUUUUUGUUCUGCUGGUGUUUAAAUGUUAAUUUGACCUCAUUUGUUUGACUUGAGGUCUUUAUUGAAAUCCUUUUUGGGGGGAACUUUGCCAAAAACAGCGCACAGCUGCAUCCUCCGUCAUAGAGGAUUUUGUCUUAAGCGACCAAAAUUAAAUCAAAAAAUGCUUUGACUAUACUGUGUUUCCUCAAAUAGUGGGCAUCCCUCUUACAUUAAUUGUAAUUAACUUCAUGGAUGUGAUUUAAAGAGUUAACUGUGCUGUAUGUAUGUUACUAACCAAACCAGCAGCCCCUACCGAGGCACGUGAAUGGUCUGCAGUCUUAAUGCAUGUUGAAAAAUAUACCAGUACUGGUACCAUUGUGGUAUAUUAUUCAAAAAAAUGAUUUUGUACAAAUACAGGCCUCCCUCAUCUGCAGUUAAGUAUAUAAACACCCCUGGCCGCUAUUUGCGGAAACAUGCUAUAUAAAUACUGAAUAAGGCCAUCUGUCAGUUUGACCUAGUAAUUAGCACUGCUCUACACUCUCAAAUUGGAGACCUGUAUGUGGAGACAAGGACCCGGCCACCACCCACCACCAUUUUUGACCCCAGUGUAUUCACGUGUUUUGACAAUGUGCUUUCAAAACCAGCAGCUCAUUUGUUAUACGAAACAAACUUCACAUCCGUAUGCAGAGAAUAAUUGUGAAAGAGAUUUAUAUUUGUGCUUCAUUCUGAAAUUGCGAGUUUACCUGUUUCAUUUUUGUCUGGGCAAUAGUUGAAUUUACCAAGGUAAUUUAUUUAUUACAAUGAAUAUUUAUUCAUUUGUAGUGUAUUGAAUAUCUUUUGUAUUUUUUUUUUUUGUAUUGUUAUACUACUUUUGUUGUUCCUAAAGUUGGAAGAAAACAUUUUGAGUUCUCUUCCCCCACCCCAAAAAACAAACAAACAAACAAACACUUACCAGUUCAGUUCCAGUUCAUAUUUAAAAUGCAGCAUUUGCAUGUGUGGACCAACCAAUAAUGACCAGGAGAGUGUUUAAGAAAUUUGAAGUAAUUAUCAUCCUGCUGACAGUUACACAAAUCAUCUCUUAAAUUUUGUGAUUUUGGAUAAAUCAUCGGGUUUAUAUUUUGUUCAUUGUCAUUUAAUGUGAAAUCUUUUAUUUGACGACCGAUUCCUUCAUUAAAGGUUUGUAGUAAAUGUCUGCUCACAAAUGAAUAUCAUAAUACACGCCAUUUCUGCGCAUUAAACUUAAGAUCAAACCACAGUUAAAUUCUUCAGAAAAAAAAAAUCAUCAUAUUGUUACAAUUUUUUGGUUUUUUGUUUUCAUAUCACAAAUGAUGGAAAAAGGUUUGGAUGUCAGCUUGACAUUCGCUGUACCAGUUUAAUUUUAUUUUAUAAAGUUUUCUACUUGAAUUUGCAUCUUUAUUUAUACAAAUCAAAGAAGUCCAAUGAGCAGAGCUGUCUGAAUUGCAUUCACGGUGAGAAGAUUGAAACUGCUAACUUGGAGGACUGACUGGUCAAACUCUGAUAUGUAGUGAAUCCAUGGACUGAGUGUAUGACCUUGGAAUACAGUACUUUGUUCAUUUGUUUGUUUGUAAAAAAUUUACAAUAAAAUGACUAUUCCAAAUGUUA
This is a messenger RNA of Phyllopteryx taeniolatus (common seadragon), 9756 nucleotides long. Its product is annotated as helicase ARIP4-like. Gene Ontology annotation, molecular function: ATP hydrolysis activity; ATP-dependent chromatin remodeler activity; ATP binding. Bases 2443 to 6831 code for a protein of 1462 amino acids. The transcript has 23 exons. Lineage: Eukaryota; Metazoa; Chordata; Actinopteri; Syngnathiformes; Syngnathidae. The record is from RefSeq and is a predicted model, not a curated record. Gene Ontology annotation, cellular component: nucleus.